Molecule: messenger RNA, 1818 nt
Organism: Athalia rosae (coleseed sawfly)
Lineage: Eukaryota; Metazoa; Arthropoda; Insecta; Hymenoptera; Athaliidae
Product: queuosine salvage protein
Exons: 6
Coding region: 136-1149 (337 amino acids)
Source: RefSeq, a predicted model, not a curated record
GAACUGUCAUGGAGCAGACCUGUCAUCAGUGGUCAUGUGAGCAGCCAGAAAUUGUCUGUAUAUUGUGCGACUCUCCAUUAUCACUAAAUAAUCUUUAUUAUUACGUUAUAAAAGAGUUAAUAACUUAUCAGAAUAAUGGCUUUGAUGCCUCGAGAGUCUGGAAAAUUGAUAGCCAGCUUAUCAAAGGACGUAUUUAUAGAGGAAGAAGGUGUGAAGAAAAUUGCUUACCUGGUGCUGGAAGGAUUGAAAACUCGUGCUGUUCACAUUGAUAAUUUCUCUCAGCACGAACUGCAUCCAAAUGAACAUGAUCCAAGAGCUAUAGACUGGAUCUUUGUACUGGAUACUCUAAAUUUCUGUUUUUGGACUGAUGGAGAUGAUACCAAAUGGAAAGUAUCGGGCUACACCGGAUAUUUUGCUUUGUGUGCAGCUAUCAAGCGUGCCGUACAUGAGAGCCGGUUAAUGACUGACCCCAAAUUCUACUCUACUAUCACGAUAGAGGAACUGAGUUAUAUUUUACGUGGAGAUGAUGAGAGUGCCAAAAUUCCACUAUUAGCUGAACGAUUGCAAUGUUUGCAUGAAGUUGGCAAAGUCCUCGUUGAAGAAUAUGAGGGUACUUUUGUCAAUUGUAUCAAGGCUUGUGAUAACUCAGCAGAAAAAUUAUUGAAGCUAGUCGUUACAAAGUUUGAAUGCUUCAGAGAUGUUGCAGAUUAUAGGGGACAUAAAGUAUCCAUCUACAAAAGGGCUCAAAUUCUCGUAGGGGAUAUUUGGGCCUGUUACAGAGGAAAUGGGUUGGGUCUUUUCCAUGACAUUGAAAUUAUAACGAUGUUUGCCGAUUAUAGAAUACCACAAGUUCUCGUACAUUUUGGAGCCAUGAGAUACAGUAAUCCUCUCCUGGAUACACUUCAGUCUGGCACUCAUCUGACACCUGGUAGCCUUGCUGAGUUAGAGAUCAGAGGCUGUUCAAUUGAAGUGAUUGAACGAGUAAGAGAUGAGGUGAAAUCUCUUAUUCGGCAGUACCCUAAUCUUGCCCUGAGGGAGUCUGAUUGCAAUGCCAUUUUGAUUGACCAUUAUUUAUGGGACUAUCGUAGACGACACGCUGGAGAAUUGGAAAGUAUACCUUUCCACAAAGUAAAGUCGAUUUAUUACUGAUCAUAUUUGGCACUGAAAUUCGACUGAACAUUGUUGUAAAUAAUUUGGUUUGUACCAUAAAUCUGGAACGCUUUUUGAUCAUACCUUAGCAUCAAACUGCGUUGUCUAAUGAUUAAUAUCCAAGGUACUAGCAGCUUGCAAGACUUUUGGAUAUUCCAUAAUAAUUUCGAACCUUAUAGAUUAUUAAACACUAGUUAGAUGAUAUUGUUGAUGUUCCGAUACGGAAAUAUUUAAUAUCCAUGGUUAACGCUUGUGACUUUACUCUGUGAUAUAAGCAUUUGUUAGCAUUGGCAAUUUUCAUUGAUUCUGAUUUCAAAUUGUUUGAAGUUGGUGCGACUUCAAUAUCUUGUUAACAUGUUUGGUACUAAAAAACUGCAAUGAUCAGUCGCCUAGGGCGAAUGAACUUAUACAUCUAAUUAUAUUUUAUAUAGAUUUAUUAUUCUAAAAUAUACAAUGUUCCGCGAUAACUAUGAUACAUUUAGAUAUAUAUAUAUAUAUAUAUAUGUAUUUAAACAAUAGAAUUCUUUACAUCUAUCGGAAUGAUAAACAAUCUAUUUUUAAUAUGCAUUACCUACUAUACCUUCUUUGGAUGUUGACACCUCGUGUCCUUUGGCACAAUGUAAUAACGUCAUGUUAUAUUUUUCUAAAUAAAGUUCAAGUAUAAAAAUA